Botrytis byssoidea is the source of this 840-nucleotide messenger RNA. RefSeq lists its product as uncharacterized. The record is from RefSeq and is a predicted model, not a curated record. Lineage: Eukaryota; Fungi; Ascomycota; Leotiomycetes; Helotiales; Sclerotiniaceae. Gene Ontology annotation, molecular function: phosphatase activity. Bases 1 to 840 code for a protein of 279 amino acids. The transcript is spliced from 2 exons.
AUGGCACCUCGAACAGACUUUCCCUCGAUCCGAGCAUGUCUCUUCGACAUGGACGGACUCCUUCUCGAUUCCGAAGACAAGUACUCUAUUGUUACCAACACCCUCCUCGAGAAAUAUAACAGACCACCACUUCCCUGGUCCAUAAAAGCACAAUUACAAGGCCGACCCGCAGCUUCUGCCAGCGAAAUUUUCUUUGGCUGGGCCAACCUCCCAAUUUCCCGUGAACAAUACAUCGAAGAACAAGAAUCCCUCAAGCGAGAAUUAUUUAAAACCUGCAUGCCGUUACCCGGUGUAACAAAACUCUUAGAAGAGCUAAAGCAUGCGAGGUCAAAAGCAAAGGAAGGAGAGAAGGAAAGGAAGCUACAUAUUGCCCUAGCAACGAGUAGUCAUAAGGAGAUGUACGAUGCCAAAACUAUGAAUCAUGUAACACUUUUCGAAGUUUUUCCUCCACAUCGAAAAGUUCUAGGUGAUGAUCCACGAAUUGGGCCUGGACGUGGCAAACCUGCUCCAGACAUUUAUCGACUAGCAUUGGACACUAUAAAUCAGAGUUUAGAAGAAGGAGAGGAGCCCGUGAGAGCGGAAGAAUGUCUAGUAUUUGAGGACUCUGUGCCAGGCGUAGAAAGCGGGAGGAGAGCAGGAAUGAGAGUGGUGUGGUGUCCGCACCCGGAGUUAAAGAAUGAGUUUGUAGGGAGAGAAGGAGAAGUUCUUGCAGGAUCGACGGGAGAAGGAGGAAACUUGAAAGAAGAUGGUGUUGUUGGUACUGUGGGAGAUGGAUGGGGUGAUUACUUGGAGACCUUAGAGAACUUUCCCUACGAAAGGUAUGGGAUCUUGGUAAACUAG